UCAAAGGGCCUUAUUUAGGUUGCGCAGGCGCCCGCUAGCCAUUUCUUCUUAGCCACGCCGAAGCCUUGUGUGUAGGUCUGAUCCUCAUAACCCGCCUUGCAGUCUGUUUCGACGCUAGGAUCCUCGAAGAGACGAUGAUGUUGGGCACCGAAGGAGGAGAAGGAUUCGUGGUGAAGGUCCGGGGCUUGCCCUGGUCUUGCUCCGCGGAUGAAGUGCAACGUUUUUUUUCUGACUGCAAAAUUCAAAAUGGGGCUCAAGGUAUUCGUUUCAUCUACACCAGAGAAGGCAGACCGAGUGGCGAGGCUUUUGUUGAACUUGAAUCAGAAGAUGAAGUCAAAUUGGCCCUGAAAAAAGACAGAGAAACUAUGGGACACAGAUAUGUUGAAGUAUUCAAGUCAAACAACGUUGAAAUGGAUUGGGUGUUGAAGCAUACUGGUCCAAAUAGUCCUGACACGGCCAAUGAUGGCUUUGUACGGCUUAGAGGACUCCCCUUUGGAUGUAGCAAGGAAGAAAUUGUUCAGUUCUUCUCAGGGUUGGAAAUCGUGCCAAAUGGGAUAACAUUGCCGGUGGACUUCCAGGGGAGGAGUACGGGGGAGGCCUUCGUGCAGUUUGCUUCACAGGAAAUAGCUGAAAAGGCUCUAAAGAAACACAAGGAAAGAAUAGGGCACAGGUAUAUCGAAAUAUUUAAGAGCAGUCGAGCUGAAGUUAGAACUCACUAUGAUCCACCACGAAAGCUUAUGGCUAUGCAGCGGCCAGGUCCCUAUGACAGACCUGGGGCUGGCAGAGGGUAUAACAGCAUUGGCAGAGGAGCUGGCUUUGAGAGGAUGAGGCGUGGUGCUUAUGGUGGAGGCUAUGGAGGCUAUGAUGAUUAUAAUGGCUAUAAUGAUGGCUAUGGAUUUGGGUCAGAUAGAUUUGGAAGAGACCUCAAUUACUGUUUUUCAGGAAUGUCUGAUCACAGAUAUGGGGAUGGUGGUUCUACCUUCCAGAGCACAACAGGGCACUGUGUACAUAUGCGGGGAUUACCGUACAGAGCUACUGAGAAUGACAUUUAUAAUUUUUUUUCACCACUCAACCCUGUGAGAGUACACAUUGAGAUUGGUCCUGAUGGCAGAGUAACUGGUGAAGCAGAUGUUGAGUUUGCUACUCAUGAAGAUGCUGUGGCAGCUAUGUCAAAAGACAAAGCAAAUAUGCAACACAGAUAUGUAGAACUCUUCUUGAAUUCUACAGCAGGAGCAAGCGGUGGUGCUUACGAACACAGAUAUGUAGAACUCUUCUUGAAUUCUACAGCAGGAGCAAGCGGUGGUGCUUAUGGUAGCCAAAUGAUGGGAGGCAUGGGCUUGUCAAACCAGUCCAGUUAUGGUGGCCCAGCUAGCCAGCAGCUGAGUGGUGGUUAUGGAGGAGGCUAUGGUGGCCAGAGCAGCAUGAGUGGAUAUGACCAAGUUUUACAGGAAAACUCCAGUGAUUUUCAAUCAAACAUUGCAUAGGUAGCCAAGGAGCAAUGAACAGCAGCUACUACAGUAGUGGAAGCCGUGCAUCUAUGGGCGUGAACGGAAUGGGAGGGAUGUCUAGCAUGUCCAGUAUGAGUGGUGGAUGGGGAAUGUAAUUGAUCCUGAUCACUGACUCUUGGUCAACUUUUUUUUAAAAGAAAAAACUUCAGUUUAACAGUUCUUGCAAUCCAAGCUUGUGACUUAUGCUUACUCUAUAAGUGGGAAUCAGGAUUAUUUGAAAGACUUAAAAGUUCAGUGUUUUUGAACACAGCAGUCGUCCAGGAUGUAACAGCAAAGUUGAGUAAACUAUAACUGUUGAAACAAUUUUCAGCUUUUCUCAAGUUAGUUAUAUUGUAGGAUGUACUUAAGCAGUAAGCGUAUUUAGGUUAAAGCAGUUGAAUUAUGUUAAAUGUUGCUCUUAUACCACAUUACAUUGAACACUGUUUGGAUGCAUGUUGAAAGACAUGCUUUUUUGUAAAACUCAAUAUAGGAGCUGUGUCUACAAUUAAAAGUGAAACAUUUGGCAUGUUUGUUAAUUCUAGUUUCAUUUAAUAACCUGUAAGGCACGUAAGUUUAAGGUUUUUUUUUUUUUUUUUUUUUUUAAGUUAAUGGGGAAAAUUUGAGACGCAAUACCAAUACUUUAGGAUUUUGGUCUUGGUGUUUGUAUGAAAUUCUGAGGCCUUGAUUUAAAUCUUCAUUGUAUUGUGAUUUCCUUUUAGGUGUAUUGCGCUAAGUGAAACUUGUCAAAUAAAUCUUCCUUUUAAAAACUGCA
Molecule: messenger RNA, 2259 nt
Organism: Sciurus carolinensis (gray squirrel)
Lineage: Eukaryota; Metazoa; Chordata; Mammalia; Rodentia; Sciuridae
Gene: Hnrnph1
Product: heterogeneous nuclear ribonucleoprotein H1
Exons: 14
Coding region: 135-1484 (449 amino acids)
Biological process (GO): regulation of RNA splicing
Cellular component (GO): nucleoplasm; ribonucleoprotein complex
Molecular function (GO): RNA binding
Source: RefSeq, a predicted model, not a curated record